This is a messenger RNA of Prorocentrum cordatum, 2976 nucleotides long. NCBI's taxonomy places the organism in Eukaryota, Dinophyceae, Prorocentrales, Prorocentraceae. The record is from the annotation of a GenBank genome assembly.
AUGAUGAGCGCCUGCAAGGGCUCAGAGAACCAGUUGCAUGAGUUGAAGGCCCAGCUCAUCAGCGCCAAGGAAAGGCUCGGCAAUAUCCGAGCUAAGGUCGAAGAGCUGCUAGACGGGGAGGCGACGCUCUGCCUGAUGGCGCAGAAGCUGCAGAACUCCAUCCAGCAGCUCCGAGAAGCGGAGGCUCAGCAGCAGGCCAUCCAGGAGCACCUCUCGAGGAUGCAGACGGGCCAGAACUUCCACGCCUUCGCCCUGGCCAGGGUAUUGGGAGUUGGCACCGGCGCAACGGCAGGCGAUGUGCUCAUGGGCGCGCAGACGAUUCAGAAGGCACAGCGGGCGGUGAUCUCGGGCCCCCGCGGCAAAGACACCGCCACCGAAGAGACAGUCGGCAUCGCCGACGCCAGCCAGGGCCCCCACCAGGCGGGGGCCCCCCAGAACAUCACCGAUCUAGAGCUGGACUUCUUGGUUUCGGAGCUGUUCCAGGCUUUCGCCGAUUGGGAAACUCAGAUGUUGACGGCAAGCGAGCUAGCUGCCCACAUGCUUGAGUUUCUGGUCAAGUCGAAGCCGGCCCCGAGAAGGGCCUUGAAGCACUCCCGCAACAAGCUGUUAGACGACCUCGCGCAGCAGUUGAGCAGCGCCAGGAAUAUGUGGGAUCCUGCCUUCAUGGAUGACCUCGUCAACGGCAUCGAGCUGUUAGACGCUAGGCUCUGGAAGGAGGCGGCCAUCGCCCUCGUCACGAUUAUGUACGAAGAAACCAAGUCUAGGGUGUUCACCAUGAACUGGAAGGCGGGCAAGACGGAGCUCAUGGCCUUCUUCAGCGGCACAGUCUCCAGGAAGGUGAUGCUGGCUAAGGCGGAGGACGCGGAGCUAGCACGCACGCUCCGCGAGAAAGGCCACUAUGCGGAGUCAGCGCAGCUGCCGCCUGUCCUCGCGACAGGCCCUAGGCUGAAGGGGGCGGCUGCCUCCAAGGGCCUCCCCACUAGCAUGCCGAGAAUAUCUUGCCAACCCGUGUGUAUCCAGGAAGAGAUGCCCACUCAGGCGGCGGUCCACCUGCCCGCGGCCCCUGGCACUAAGUACAAUAUGAUCCUCCGUGCAGCUCCCAGGAGUCAAGGCGACAUCCAGGAUAGAGCGGAGAAGUCCAGUGCCAUGGCGGGCAUGAAUGUUUUUGUUCUGUCACUAAAUAUCCCCGAGCUUUUCCAUAAUUCCAUCGAGGGAUUUCACAAGGAACUGCUGUUCAUUACUGAUAGUAUUCUAGCUGGGCGCGUUGUUGGUCUCUUGGCGGACUUUCUUCUUUCCUCGUGCGACCCUGCCCCCCGCUGCAAAGCCAAGGGUGGAGAAAGCAGGCCGUUAAGGAGCUGCGAUGAGCCAUGUGGGAUUUCAGCCAGGUCGCCCUCGGAGUGGAGGCAGCUGGAGCUCGACAGUGCGUGCCUUCGGGCGGCACUGGCGCUGGCGCCGUGCGCGGCGUCCUCGGGCCUGGCGACCUUGCUCAUUUUAAACCCACCUGCUCCGCAAGCCAAUUUGCCUUGUAUUUGGAAGGUCCCCGAGGUCAGGUUCCUGUGCUCCCUGCAGGCAACGUCUCCGACAAUCACGCCGAGCUGCGUGCCCAUUGGGGACCGUCAGUGCCUGUGCAUGACUGCCGCGCCGAUCCUGGCCCCUCCUGACAGCAGCCAGGUAGAGUUCUACGUUGCUGCUGUUAUCACGCAGUUCAUGACGGACCAGGACGAUUCCUUCGCGUGGGUCUACACGUGCGUGGAGUGCCUGGCGAAGGAGCUCGGGUGCACCGAGCAGGCAGCCUCCCAGAACCGCCGGGAGGAGUUCCCGGGCAUGGGCCGCGAAGGCGUGUGCGCCCUGGCUCGCAGCGACCUGGUGGAGGUGCUCAAGCCGCUCGCAGAGUUCGUGGCCGGAAAGCUGAUCCAGCUGAAAGCACGGCAGCAGGGCAUCGAGGAGUACGACAAGCUUCCCGCGGAGCUCCGCGCCGCGAAGGGGCAGGACAGGGAGCUGAUUAUCAUCGAGGAGUUGGGGAAGUGGGACCAGGUGCUCGAGAAGCUCAACGCGCCGCUGGCCUUCCUGGGCAAGGUGGACGCCGAGCAGAUGUUCAACGUCGCCCAGUACUCCGACGAAUGGGUGAUCACUGACAUUGGGGCGCUCAGGGCCUGGUACGUCUGCCUCCAGGACUGGGGCGGCCAGUGCCCACCGUGCGGGGCGGUCGCGCCGCCGAAGCAAUGGAAGCGCAUGUUCGAGGAUAUCGGCUCGUCGAAGCAGAAAUGGCACUGCGUCUGCUGCCAGACGCGCUUUCGCACGGCCUACGGCAUGCUCGUCGAGGUGCGCACCGAGGCCGUUUCCACCUUCAUGCUCGCAGAGGCGCCCAACAAAGAUGUCGAAUACGCGCGUGCCAUGUACCUGGAUAAGAAGCUGAACCCCAAGAACCACAAUGACCAAUGGCAGAAGAUCCCGGACUUCACGCCAAUCGACCCCCCGCACAUUCUGCGCCCGGCUGAGAAGCAAGAGCUGGCAAUCACCGAUGGGGUUCGACAUGAGCACGGUCUGGCAGCCGCGGGCAGCAAUGAGUACCAGGCGAAGCUGACGCAGUCCGGCACGCAGAAAGUCAGCACAGGCGAGCAGAGAGCGGAUAUUGACAAAAGCGGUGCGCAGGCCGGACCCCAGAUGAAAGCCGGAGUGGAUUGCGUGAUCAAGGUUCGCAUCGUGUCCGCCCGGAGCGUACACGGCGAGAGCAUGCCCGGCCAGGUGGGGCGGUGGAAGGCAGAGGCUUUCCGAGCCGUGUGCGAGCAGUUCGCAGACGAGGGUGUGCGGCUGAAUUUGACCGUCAUCGGCGACUCCGAGUUGGAGAUGAACGCCGCCAGGGCGAUGCGCCAGGAAUUCGAGCACGCAUUGGUGAAGACAGUCAAGCUGCAGGAUUCCGCCUCAGCCAUCCCUCUCGUUGAUCCACCUCGAGCUUUGCCUGUUCGCAAGCCUUAG